Messenger RNA from Entrophospora sp. SA101, 735 nucleotides. The record is from the annotation of a GenBank genome assembly. Lineage: Eukaryota; Fungi; Glomeromycota; Glomeromycetes; Entrophosporales; Entrophosporaceae.
AUGAAAUUAUAUCCUAAAUUACAUGAUAUGGUAGUAAAGAUACCAAUCAAUGUUUAUUCAAUGCUGGUUGACAAAUAUGGAACUGAUGGUAGUCCACCAUUGCUUAUAUCUGAUGUUAAAUCAGCAGGAUGUUCUAUAUGCCAGCAACAAGAAAGAUUAAUGGAUAAAAGACGUCAAAAAGAAGCUUGUGAUAUUCAAAAAUUAGACACAAGUUCAUUACAAAAAACAGAGUAUUGGUUUCUAAUUAGUUCAGUAUGGCUUCAAAAAUGGCAUAAUUUUAAAGCUGGAGGUCAUAUUGAUAAUACAACAUUUUUGAAAAAAGAUGGAACACCAAGACCUGGGAUGAAAAUAGGUAUUGAUUAUAGAGGAGUUAAUGAAAGGGUUUGGAGCUAUUUUGAAUACAUAUAUGGUGGUGGUCCUGUAUGUGUUAGAGCUGUUAUUGAUCUUUAUUCAUCGCCGUUAGACUUUGGAAACCCACAAACUAAAUCUAACAAUAGCAAUGUUGUAACAAGCCCAAAAACUUCAAAAUAUUCAUCACACCAAUCACACCAUUCUUCCAAUCAAGUAUAUCAAUCACGCCAACCUUCAAAUCAACAACAUCAAUCAUCUUAUUUGUCACAUCUAAUUCAUUCACCAAAUUCAUCACAUUUAAAUCAUUCAUUGCCAAAAAAUCCACCAUUAAAUCCAGCUUAUCCAGGAAAUUAUUAUAAAUAUGAUAAUCGACCAAGAUUUUAA